Venturia canescens is the source of this 567-nucleotide messenger RNA. RefSeq names its product glycoprotein 3-alpha-L-fucosyltransferase A-like. The record is from RefSeq and is a predicted model, not a curated record. Gene Ontology annotation, molecular function: alpha-(1->3)-fucosyltransferase activity. Gene Ontology annotation, cellular component: membrane. The coding region runs from base 1 to 567 and encodes 188 amino acids. NCBI's taxonomy places the organism in Eukaryota, Metazoa, Arthropoda, Insecta, Hymenoptera, Ichneumonidae. The transcript has a single exon.
AUGAUCAGCGAUUGUGGGAGUAACGAACACCGGUCGGAUUACGUGAAGGAGCUCAAAAGUUUGCUCGGAAAAAAUCUUGAUAUUAUUGGUUCAUGCUUCGGAGGAAACAAUACCGCGUGCCCUGGCUACUGCUGGAAAGAUUGUCCACUCCUCAGCGCCUACAAAUUUUACUUGGCAUUUGAAAAUUCCGAAUGCCGUGAAUACAUCACGGAAAAAACUUAUUGGAAUGCGUACGGCAAGGGAUCAGUGCCCGUCAUAUUGGGCGUACCCCGGGCCGACUGCGAACGCCUCCUUCCCCCACGCUCCUUCAUUUACACCGCUGAUUUUCAAUCUCCGAGUAAACUCGCCGAUUACCUUCGCUAUCUCGACAACAAUGACGAUGCCUACGACGAGUAUCAUGCCUGGCGGUCCGAGUAUGUCGUCCUCAACGAACACGGAUACUUCGGCUCACGAUCGGUACACUAUUGUCGCAUCUGCGAGGCUCUGCGCUACAACAUUCGACCGGCGCAACCUCCCAAGUAUCACCGAUUGAGCCGUUUUCUCAAUGCUGCCAGAGACUGUUAUUGA